Molecule: messenger RNA, 402 nt
Organism: Cryphonectria parasitica EP155
Lineage: Eukaryota; Fungi; Ascomycota; Sordariomycetes; Diaporthales; Cryphonectriaceae
Exons: 1
Coding region: 70-228 (52 amino acids)
Source: RefSeq, a predicted model, not a curated record
GGAAAAUGAUUCUUGAUCUCACAGCAGUAUACCGGUGAUAUAUGCCCUGACGACCUUGCUGCAAAUACCAUGCCACGCCACGCUGUUAACAUAUGGGAGCAGUAUCUGCACAGGUACAGACAACAGAAAUUAAUCCUAAAUGUCCUUGCAAGCUGCAUGCUCAAGCAGAUGUAUGCUCUCGACGAGCCUGGGUCCCACACAGCAGAGGCCUCAAUGUUGCCUUCGUAGAGGGAUACCCUAAGGCCCUUACAGCAUCCUCGCCGUGAUGCCACCACCGCUCUGUCUUUGCCUACUCCUCCUCUUCCUACUCCUCCAGCAACAAGAGUCCCGGGUAUCAUUAUGGCAGGCGGCACCACUUCUCUUUCAAGAUCCAAGCGCACGUUUGAUUUCCUCCUCAGCCCC